Saccostrea cuccullata (small rock oyster) is the source of this 1958-nucleotide messenger RNA. RefSeq lists its product as uncharacterized. The record is from RefSeq and is a predicted model, not a curated record. The transcript has 4 exons. Lineage: Eukaryota; Metazoa; Mollusca; Bivalvia; Ostreida; Ostreidae. The coding region runs from base 29 to 790 and encodes 253 amino acids.
UUUUCUUUUCCAGCAUUGCCCGUGAAUCAUGGCAUCGGCAGAAGUAAUGAUUUGUCGGUUUUUGUUCUUUCUUUUAGCCGAGAUAGUAAGUUUUUCGGAAGGCAGAAGAGGAGGAGGAAGGUCCUUCAGAGGUUACAGAUCUAGUUACUACUCAUCUUCUGGCACAAGCUCAGGGGAUCAAACGGGGGCGUAUAUAGCCGUGGGAGUGAUUUUAGGCCUGAUGGUUCUGAUUGGAGCGGUGAUUAUUUUGAAGAGCAAGUGUUGCCCCUAUUGGAGUCCCUCAGACGUCAUCACCGACUGCAGAUACAAAUGCCAGCAGUGCAGGAAGGGAGAGAAUAAAGUCACAAUAGAACCGUCCUCGGUCCAAAGAGAAAAGCGGAAGAAUACAUGGGCUCCCGUCAAAAGACACAUGGCGAAGCUUAGGAUAGUGAUGCAUACUCCAAAACCGGUGUUAGAGAAAAGAGAGUCCAAAAAUUUAGAAAAGAAAAUUUCUCUGUACGAGUCCAAUCCAACGCAUUACCGCGAAUUUAUGGAGCCCCCGCCAGCAUAUGAAUACAUAGACGUAAAAGAGACCAACACUAACAACAAGUCUGAUUUUCUCCAAAAUCGUCAGCGAAUAAGCAGGGUUGUCUCACAGAUGAACCUUCUCAGAGAAAAGACGGCGCAGUCUCGUCAAGAAAAUAGCAUGACGUCAUCAGAUAGAAAAGCAGACGACAAAUCUUCACCAAACAAACUCGUAAAUCUAAAAGACUUGCAAGAACUCACAGUGAUCCGCAAAUGGAACGAAUAGGUUAUUGAAUCAGGAAAUGUAUGCUAUCUUUAAAUAUAUACAAAGUUGUGGCAAUAUAAGAAGACUGGCAUUCUAUAUUUAGAGGUCGCAUCAUCAAGCUAACACUGUGAGGAUCACGUGACCUGGUGUACACAUUGGAAGACUGGAUCUUAUUUUAAUGUCACAAAAUAAGUUUGCAGGAAAACGCAAAGGAAUCAAGGAUGCAUGCGCAUACUAUAUACCUACUUAGGCCUAAUUAAAAUCUGCUUAAUCAAAUGCCAUACUGUUUUAAAUAGAGAAUACUGGUAACAUGUUUUAACUUUGAAAAUAUAUAAUUAUCUCAUGUAUUGUUUAGUAUAAUUUUUAGCGUUCAUUUAACAUCGUAAUUCAUAAUUCUAUCAUAACAUAAAUUUUACACACUCGGUAGAAAUAAUCCUUACAAGAUAUAGAAGUCUAAUGACAUGAGCAGGAUACUUAAGCAACUAUAGCAAAGAAAUAGACCCUUUCACGACAACUGUGGUACUGCUUUUUUGCAGGGCAAAAUGAUAUUUUGGUGAAAUAUGACGUAAAAGUAAUUGUUUAAUGUAUACGUCAAUUAAUUAAUUAUAUAUCGACAAAAAUUUCGCCACACGUUAUUAAUGUGCCUUAGCUGCAAAAGAGUAGUACCGCAGUUAUCGUGAAGGGGCUAAUAAUUAAUUAUACCCUACACAUAAGAAAUAAAAAAUAGUAUAAUACUUAUAGUGUUUUGAAGUCCGAAUUAUUCAUUCCUAAGUGAUAUUUUGUAUUUUUGUGGAAUAAAUUUGUACAAACAAUGUUUUUCAUUUUUUAAAUUGAAGUAAAUGUUCACUCAGCAUAUAUUCUUCUACACAUUUAUUUUGUUUAUAUAUCUUAAUGUAAAUAUUAUAUAGUUUGGUUAUACAUAACAUAUAGUUGAACAUGUUGAAGGGAUAUGACAGUAACCUUGUCUUAUCUGAAUGUUGUAUUCCGAUUUCUUGUCUAUAACCGUGUCAUAAAAACUUUAUAAACUUUAUAUCCAACUAUUCCCCACGAUAAAUCAUUGACAGCUGCUUUUUCAAUAGAAAUGGAACCCGUAAAUUUACUUUCCUUGUCAUUGGUCAUUUACAAAAUUACUUUAAAACAUUUUGAUUGUAUACACAAGAACUCUGAAGUUGAUAUUAAAAAUGCUUGA